AUGUCUCUCACUGAUAAUGACAUCAUUUGGACACUCAGAGGUUUGGAUGAGGUAGCCGUCAUUGAUCGUUGCGGAGAAUAUCCUAAUGUUCCAUUGAUCGGUACCCAGGGAGGAAUCUCUUAUAAUCCAUGUUUAGCUCUCCGUCAGUUUGGAAGAGCCAGAAGAGUAGGGCCUCAUGAGAUGUUGGUUCCUCACUUCCAUUUUGAAUUUCAGGUAGACAGUGACAAACUACGCCAUGGAUUCAUUAAGGCUUGGGACAGAAUUCACAAAGCUGACCCACAUGAGUUGGGACCAAAGACUUCUCUACCAAUGGAACCCUAUUGCAGAUGGGUCCGCAUCCGUGCUCAGAAGUUAGGUAUGCCAUACGAAGCUGUCAGACCUAUCAUUCUUGAAUCUCCUGAUGAGGACGGGGUUCCUCCAACUGUCCUCCCUCCUCAGAUACCCACUGAUGUUGAUACGCUAAAAAGAUCUUGGGCGCAGCUAAAGGAAGAACGGGAUUUUUAUCGGGAAAAGUUCAACGAACAGGAACGGAAGAUCCAGAAGCUGACUAAGCAAUUGGAGGAAGAGCGGAUCCUGAAUGACUAUAUCCAUACUGAGAAGAGGAGGCCAUGGGAGCACUGA
This is a messenger RNA of Vicia faba (fava bean), 621 nucleotides long. Lineage: Eukaryota; Viridiplantae; Streptophyta; Magnoliopsida; Fabales; Fabaceae. The record is from the annotation of a GenBank genome assembly.